Messenger RNA from Sphaeroforma arctica JP610, 828 nucleotides. RefSeq lists its product as hypothetical. The transcript has 2 exons. Bases 1 to 828 code for a protein of 275 amino acids. The record is from RefSeq and is a predicted model, not a curated record. Lineage: Eukaryota; Ichthyosporea; Ichthyophonida.
AUGCGCAAGCUUCAAGUAGAGGAAGCAAAGAUGCGGGCGUGCCGUGACUUCGGUUUCCGUGUGAGGGAAGAACCGGUCGACAUGUUUGUGGCACACACUGGGCACUUCUGGGGGAUCUUUGAAACGCGCGAUUACUGCCGAGCACGUUUAGGACUGGCUACAGAUCUCAGCUACUUGGCACACGAAUACGAGGUAAAGCCCUUGUUGGAGAAGAUGUUGGACCAUCGUCUGGAGCUGCUGCGGUUGAUAGCUUCGGAUGAUUUAGGCCUGCGCUACACUGUGCCGUUUGAUCUGUUGAAUGUCAACAGAGAUGCGGAUUGCUACACAUUUAUUGAGCAUUGGGUGAAGAAGGCCAAUGGAUCUCCUAAAGGUCAGGAUGUGGACAGGUUGAAAGAUGUGUUUGAGGGUGCAGAAUACGAAAAGUACUCUUCACUUGCAUUCCUGGCCGCCAUGAGCCAGAUCAAACUACGCAAUAUCGCACAGUACGAGUCGGAGACGAAACAAGCGAAUAAAUUUGCUGGGACUUCGUCCGGUAAGAAGAUAGGCCCAGAUGCUCUUGAGCAUGUGCAGCACCAUCUCCUGACCACUGCGGAUGGCUUGAAACUCACAGCAGAGGUUAUAGAGGAACAGGAACGACACUUGAACAGAUACUUCCGCAUAAUGAAUGAGAAUAUCCCUACUUUCCUGAAGGCGAUUGUUAAUCCUGGGCCGCUGAUGUCAAUGUCCCCACCGGAUUCCUGGGGCACAUGCACGCGUAUUCCUGGGGCACAUGCACGGAUUGAGCGCUUGGUGGGAAAGAAGCCCACAUAUGACUGUAGUAUGGAUUAG